AUGCCGCCCUAUGCCUCAGGCCUGCAGUCGGCCUUUGUCUCGCUCCCUUUCAUCGCCUUCAAAACCGUCUUCCUUAUGCUUAACAAGCUCGACCGGGCGAUAAACAGUAACAAAGGGCAAAAAAGGAGUAUGCAGAUAUCAUGUGGUCGGGCCGACAGGACUUGGGCUCCACCGACAUCACCUCGUUCAGCCCCAGCCGUUGAAUGGCCAUUCCACCGCGGCAAUUCAGGAGCUUUUUUGCCGACCCCCUUACAUCGUGAAAGCUUAGACGAGUCAACAAAGGCCAACUGUAAAGAAGCUUUUCGCAAAAGCAAAAUUCCCACCAUCUUCUCCAUCGCCAACGUAAAGCAUCCAGUUGUUCACUUCGCCUUCUACCGCGCCUGGAUCCGUUUAAAGCGAAACCACAGCGUUCGUCUUCCUCAGCUCUGCAGAUUUUCGCCACCAGUUGUCGAAGAAAUGACUAACGUGGUGGAAUUGAAGGUGGGUUGGCACUGCGAAGAGUGCAUCAAGAAAAUCCUCAAAGCAAUUAAGAAGAUGGAAGAUGUCGAUACUUAUGACGUGGACGUGGAGCUGAACAAGGUGACCGUGACCGGAAACGUGGCGUCAGAGGCGGUGAUCAGAGCGCUUCGAAAGAUCGGAAAGCAAGCCAGUAGCUGGGGAUCGGGGUGAUCAAGCUACUUAAAACCACCGGAGCAUGUUCGCACUGAAGGAUUAGUUGAAGGGGACAAUCUUCAGACUCGAGGUAAAACAAGAUGGGAUUAAACAAGCUCGUGGUCGUGAAUUGUUGAAAUUCGAAGUUGUAUGCUAUCUUUUCGCCGGGGAUAUUCAGAUCAUCGUGUGAAGUACAAUGUACACAAGCGGUUUCCUUGUCGCCCCGAUGAUCAUAAUUUUCCAAUCUUUUUUUUUCC
This is a messenger RNA of Rhodamnia argentea, 908 nucleotides long. RefSeq lists its product as uncharacterized. Gene Ontology annotation, molecular function: metal ion binding. The transcript has 4 exons. Bases 1 to 669 code for a protein of 222 amino acids. The record is from RefSeq and is a predicted model, not a curated record. NCBI's taxonomy places the organism in Eukaryota, Viridiplantae, Streptophyta, Magnoliopsida, Myrtales, Myrtaceae.